Molecule: messenger RNA, 2384 nt
Organism: Manis pentadactyla (Chinese pangolin)
Lineage: Eukaryota; Metazoa; Chordata; Mammalia; Pholidota; Manidae
Product: metallothionein-1A-like
Exons: 4
Coding region: 563-748 (61 amino acids)
Molecular function (GO): metal ion binding
Source: RefSeq, a predicted model, not a curated record
CGCCCGUACUGGGGCGCUGGGGGAAGGAGCUGGAGGCGGGAGGCGCAGGGCUCAGGCGCGUCUCCGCUGGUGACCUGAGUGCGGUAGACGAUGACUGCGACUCCCAAGGCGCCGCCCGCCGGAUCGCUCUUCCUGAGGUUUCCCUAAGCCGUCUCCUAGGAUACAACUCCCAGGGAAGAAAGGCCAUGUGGGCACACAAAGAGAAGGCAGUCACCUGUAAACCAGCAAUGGAGGACUCAACAGGAACCAAAUUGGCCAGCACCUUGAUUUUGCAUUUUUCAGCCUCCAGAAGUGUAAAGCUUUAUUUUUGUCUACUCCAAGCACUAUGAUCCUCUGUCGGACGUGGCAGUCACCUCCUAGGACAACACCUUACUGUCAGUGGCAGUGAUGGCAGAGAAAUACACUGAAGUACAGAAGUCAGGAGUCCAGGCAAGGCCACAACGCUAUUGAGGUAUUCUGAUAGCCAUCGGGUUAGGAAUUGCUGUCCGACAAUGAGGCCUAUGUCCGACUAGGGAGGCAGUGAAGAAAGCAAUCGGGAUGAGUAAGGACACCUCGGCUCGAAAUGGACCCCAACUACUCCCACCCCACUGGUGGCUCCUGCACCUGUGCUGGCUCCUGCAAAUGCAAAGAGUGCAAAUGCACCUCCUGCAAGAAGAGCUGCUGUUCCUGCUGUCCUGCGGGUUGUGCCAACUGUGCCCAGGGCGGCAUCUGCAACGGGGUGUCAGACAAGUGCAGCUGCUGUGCCUGACGCGGGGGAGAGCCUGCUCCCCAUGAGAACAGAGCAGCGUGAAUCAGCCUGUAUUGUAAGAAUAUUUUAGUGCACACCAACCUGUUUUCUACAUUACAGUUUGUAUGAAAUAGUGAAUCAUAAUAAAUGUUGUUGACUAUAAAAAAAAAAAAAGAGUAAGGACAUUGUGAUCUUGCAAUUUUCACCAGCAAAGUCUGUGACAGCAAUGUGUUGGGGUUCUACUUAAAUAAAUGUGAGCAUUUUAAUCAAAAUUAUACUGACCUUGAUCAAUUUUCAUAGGGAAAGGAUAUUUUGAAUAUAGUCUAUUAUGACAUUUUAAUCCCUUUAUCUGUUUAUUCUUCAUUGCCAUUAAAGAUAGUUAAUUUUCUUUUCUAUUUCAUGUUUAUUUUAGAUAUUAAAUAUUUUAUGGGUAAAUUUUAGGAUCAAUUCUUUUCUUAACCAUAGAUCCUCCACUGCAAUUUUCUUCAGGGGCAAACAUUACUAUUAACACCAAUAUUUUCCAGGUCACUUUUGGUAUUCACUACAAGAUAAAUAUUUUGUUUAUUAUUUACAACAAAUUUAAUUGUAUGAAGUUUAGCUAAUUUUAGGGUUUUGGGGAGCUGAUUAUUUUUAUCAGCAAUAUCUUUUAGAAACAGUUUGUUUAUAUGAAAAUUUUUUUCUCACAUUAUAGAAUCAAUCAAUGAGUGGGUUGAUUAUUAUUAUUGCAAAAUCUGUAUAUAUUCCAAAUCAUUUUGUUACCCUGAAAUAACAGACCAGUUUAUUGAAGGAUAAAAAGGACACAUUUUUUAAAAAAAGGACACAUUUGGGUCAAGGUAGAAGACUAAAAAUGCCCAGCUUUCUUUCUCAAAGAUUGAAAGCACCAAUCUAUGUGAACAAUUACGUUGGGGAGAAGUUCGAUAUGUAAGGUAUGAAGGUUUGGAGGUGCUGUGAUGUCAGGGAGAGGACACGGACAUACUGUAGUAUCUCUGAAUGACAGUUGUGUUAUAGGUACCUCCUCAAGUAGACUGAAUUCCUAAAGGACAGAAAUUUAUCUUAGACUUCUCUACAUUAUCCAGUACCAGGUAUAGUAUGUAGUAGGUCCUCAAAAAUUAUCUGCUUAUCAAUUACACGUUUAACUUAGUCUUUCACUACCUUAAACAUAUUAAUCAAUAUGUUUCCUCACAUACCUUUUCUUUUAUAGGUUUUAGUUCUACUUUAUCCACCUUUCUUUCCAGUAGACUUUCUAGAUUUUUAAUUUUCUUUUGGAGUUCUUCAAUUAGACUUUGUUUAUUAUCUAUCACAGGUUUGCCCUGAAAUAUAAUAUGUAUUUUUAUACCUUAAGUAAAAAAAAAAAAUUAAACAAAAUACACAAUAAAUAUGCCAGUUAUAGAAGCUUGCUGAGGCUACAGCUAAACCAUACUUCCUAAAUGACACUAUUGAUAUAUAAAUAUAGCAUGAUAGCUGCUUCUGCGUUUUAAAGAUGCUACUCUGAAGCUACAAAUAUAAUAGAGGUCAAAAAAGAAUGAGCUACCUUAAUCAAAGUGACUUAAAAGCUAAUUUCAGCAAAUACUAUAAAUAAAAUUAAGAAAUGGAAUAAACUACCACCUAUGUAUUUUCAAUCAGACAUGAUCACAAUUAAACACAAAAGUACCUGUAA